GAAGAAGAGGCAAUGCAUUAACGUAGUUGUAUUCGUUGUUAGAGGAAGUCAGAGGCUCGUCUAACGACGUAUGCGUUAAAAUUAAAUCCAGCCGGAGGCCGACGGCUACGUCUUGCCGACGGCGACGACGACGGCGAUGUUACGACGAGAUGCGUCCUCUAGCUCAGUCUCAAGAGCAUACCCUGGCUGUACGGAUGUUCUGAUCUUCGAUAUUUUUUUCUUUGUAUUUUCGUGCUUUUAUCAUCGAUUUCAUCGAUAGUACGUUCAAUACAUUCAUUUAUAGUUGGCGGCAUAAAAAGUGCAAAUACAUUCAUUGAAAAACAACGAAUUUUUGCUGAACUAUUCUCUUCAUUCUAUUUCUUCUAUUAUAUUCUACUUCUCUUAAGCACGAGGAAGAUGGAUCGAGAUGAUGAAGAUUUUGGAGAGGGUUUCAUCGCAGAAUCUCAUCCACUUAGGCCAACGCAUCUUUCUGUCCCUCUUAGUGGUCGACCAGAUUCUAGAGCACCUAGUAUCAGUAGCAGUGUCAGUGAUUUGGAUGUUCCAAUUUAUACUCGAGAAACCACUAUACCUGUUUCUGCUGGAAAACUGCUUUAUGAUGGAAAUGGAAAACGACAAGUCAAGCAAUAAAAUUCAGGAGCAGGCUACAACAAGUACGCCUUCAAAUCCGGUGCAGGAGGAUAAGAAAUUGGGUUUAAACGGACGAUUAGCAUUUGCUAUUGCAGCUGCUGCACUUGGAUCAUCAUUUCAACAUGGAUACAAUACUGGUGUCGUCAAUGCACCUCAGCAGCUUAUUGAAGAUUGGAUCAGUGACUUGAAGAUGAACCGUACCGGUCAAGUAACAAAACAAUCAGAAGUGACUAUGAUAUGGUCAAUAGCGGUGUCGAUAUUUUGUGUAGGCGGAAUGAUCGGUGGUUCUCUGGUGGGUUCGAUAGCCGAUCGUUUUGGUAGAAAGGGUGGUCUGUUAAUAAACAACAUCCUAGUUCUCUUGACAGUAAUUUUCGAAGGCUGCGCCAAAACAGCAAAGAGUUAUGAAAUGAUAAUUAUAGGAAGAUUUCUGAUUGGUAUUAAUGCAGGAUUAAACGCUGGUCUGGCGCCUAUGUAUUUAUCUGAAAUAUCACCUAUUCAUCUACGAGGAGCUGUUGGAACGGUUUAUCAAUUAGUUAUCACUAUGUCUAUUUUGGUAUCACAAAUUCUUGGAUUAGAACAAAUUUUGGGUACGGCCGAACAAUGGCCUCUUCUUUUAUGCUUGACGAUUGUGCCUGCAAUCUUCCAAGUAAUUGCUCUUCCAUUCUGUCCCGAAAGCCCGAAAUAUUUGUUGGUCACUAGAGGAAAGGAUAUGGAAGCUCAGAGAGCUUUAGCUUGGUUACGUGGCACGAUCGAAGUUCAUGAUGAAAUGGAAGAAAUGAGGACGGAAUAUGAAUCAGUAAAACUUGUGCCAAAGGUUACAUUGAAAGAAUUAUUUGUAAAUUCUACUCUUAGAAUUCCAUUAAUAAUUGCGCUUAUGGUUAUGUUUGCGCAACAAUUAUCUGGUAUAAAUGCUGUAAUGUUCUUUUCGACGAAAAUCUUUAUGAUGGCACAGUUGGAUAAAAAUGCGGCUCAAAAUGCAACAUUAGGUGUUGGAGCAAUGAAUGUUCUUAUGACUUUUAUUUCUUUAAUACUUGUUGAAAGAGCUGGAAGAAAAACAUUGAUGUUAAUUGGAUUUUCUGGAAUGUUUAUCGAUACUGCCUUACUCGCUAUUUGUCUUGCUUUUGCAGAAACAUCUCGUGCAGCAGCUUAUUUCUCAAUCGUAUUGGUAAUCAUGUUCGUAGUUCUGUUUGCAACUGGACCAGGUAGCAUACCUUGGUUUUUAGUAUCUGAAUUGUUUAAUCAAUCUGCAAGACCUGCAGCAACAUCCGUUGCUAUAGCAGUUAAUUGGACGGCAAAUUUUAUCGUCAGUAUCGGAUUCCUACCGUUGCAAGAAGCACUAGGUGCUUACGUAUUCAUUAUUUUCGCCGCUUUACAAGCAUUCUUCGUUUUCUUCAUUUAUAAGAAAGUGCCUGAAACGAAGAACAAAACAAUGGAGGAGAUUAGUAGCAUGUUUAGACAAAUAUCGUAUCAGUAAGAAUUUUUAUAUUGCACUUAGAGAAUUAAUUACAAUAUUUUUAAAGAAACAUUUCACAAAUGAAUGAAUCGAAUGUAGGUACGUAAUUUUUUUAAAAAAUCCGUGACUUGACUAUAAUAAGUAUAUCUAUUUUUAAAAAAUAUAUUUUUAUUACGUUUUUAUAAAAAUUAAAGAUAAUAUUUUUUAGUUAAAAUUAUAUUUUUAUUUUAUGAUAAAUUAAAAGAAUAUUAGUUUAAAUUUUGCAUAACUUUUAAACAUAAUUUAAAUGCUGUCAAGUCACGCAUAUUUUUUAAGAAGUUUGACUUUUAAUUUUAAAUUUAAACUUAGUUCCUAUUGUUACCGGCACAAUAAACUUAUAGCAACAAACAAGAAGAGUAUCAGAUUAAUAACAAAAUAUAAAAGAACUAGU
Molecule: messenger RNA, 2510 nt
Organism: Apis dorsata (giant honeybee)
Lineage: Eukaryota; Metazoa; Arthropoda; Insecta; Hymenoptera; Apidae
Product: solute carrier family 2, facilitated glucose transporter member 1-like
Exons: 9
Coding region: 407-2101 (564 amino acids)
Biological process (GO): monosaccharide transmembrane transport
Cellular component (GO): membrane
Molecular function (GO): hexose transmembrane transporter activity
Source: RefSeq, a predicted model, not a curated record